This is a messenger RNA of Trematosphaeria pertusa, 502 nucleotides long. RefSeq lists its product as uncharacterized. The record is from RefSeq and is a predicted model, not a curated record. The transcript has 3 exons. Bases 116 to 391 code for a protein of 91 amino acids. Lineage: Eukaryota; Fungi; Ascomycota; Dothideomycetes; Pleosporales; Trematosphaeriaceae.
AAUCGUUAAAAGCAUCAGGGUUGUGGGCCUGCCCGGGACGAGGUAGGGGAAGUGCUGCCUUCGGUUCGGCAUGCGGGUAUGAGACGGUGCAGGAGCUUUGAUAUGGACGAAGGAGAUGUUUUCCGUGGUCUUGGAUCUUUCGGCUCCACUGAAAAACAGGUGGAGAGGACUCGUACGAUGUCCGGCCCACAACGCACUGCUACGGUGUAUUCGCCUCAGUCGACAAUCUACAGGUGGGGAUGAUGGAUCCAGCGACCGCAUGGGAGAACCUCUUUCUUCGCUUCUCCGGCGUUGCUCCGCCGAUGUCGCCGCCACAACCCUCGUUGGCGCCGGGGCUGCUCUGCAUGGUACGGCUACUACCACGAGGAAUCUGUAUCCCCGCGGGAAGUAGGAGAGACUGCACUCCGGAGCUGAAGGAUAGUCGAUGGGGGUGUCGUUGGCGACAGCAUGACAACAGCCGAGCAUGGCGAAGAGAUGGAAUGAUCGCCUAUGGAAAGGCAGG